UUAAUACAAGAGAGUAGGACCUACUAACAGUCGCUCUGAGUCUGAUUGCACUGGUUGUGUGUGCCCUAGUUAGUGUAGACUGUCAAACGUGUAUAGCUGCUCUAGUUGUGCUUGGUUGUAUGGAACGCCAAAUAGGUCAAAAAUACAUCCCACUUCAAGGGGGUGUCUCACACAUCUAUCGGUUGCUUUGCACACAUCGAUCUUUACCCACUUGUACACUUUUGACAUCUAUUGACUACUUGACAUUUAUCGACUACCUGACAUUUAUCGACUAAUUGACAUCUAUCGACUACUUGACAUCUACUGCUACGUAUACUUACAUCUAUCAGCUAGUUGACAUCCAUCAACUACUUGACAUCUAUCAGCUACUUGACAUCUAUCGACUACUUGAGGAGAUCGAGGAUGCCUUACUUAAACAGGCUUUGACAGAGAGCAAGCAACCUGACACUCAACAUAAAUCUGUGAUGGUCAGCUCUCUUUCUUGCUUGCUGAAUGAAGCUUCUGUCUGAGUAUCGGUUCAAGGAAUAUCAUUAGAUCCCAAUACGACGCACUCAUGUGUUAGUAGAUGCACUCAGAGCUGCAAGGCGGCCUGCAUUUACAAGCAUCAAGACAUUGACGGUUAGAAUAAGGAUUAAUGGUGUAUAAACACUCUACAUUAUGUUCUAAUUAAGGUUCACUUUGUAAGUGAGGAAGCAGAAGAUGGUGGAGGCCCAUCCAGGGAGUUUUGGUGCCUGUUGGGGAAAGAGAUAGCUCAGUCCAUGUUUGAGGGCCAUGCGAACAGUAAGGUUGUGCGGCACGAUUUAUUGGCUUUGCAGGGUGAGAAGUUUCUUCUCGUAGGAAAAUUGAUGACCAUGGGAAUCACUCAGGGUGGUAGUGGUUUCUCCUUUUUUGGAAGUAGUCUCUACGCAUACUUGUGUGGUGUUAAAAUCUGUGAUAUUGACAUACCUGAUGAAGAAGUACCAAAUACUAACGUCCGGAUCCUUAUUCAGAAGAUCAAUGAUGCUGCUGAUGACAAAGACCUAAAAGAUUGUAUCCUUGAUGAAUGUGACACCAUUGUGAAUGCCGGGUACAGCAAGCCACUUUUUACCUCGACGCAAGCAGACAAAGUUGAGAUAGUGAAGACACUAAAACUCUACUACACUCUUCUCGAGUCUUUAGCAGAGAUUAACCAGCUCAAGGAGGGAUUGCAAGUGAACGGUGUGGGAGAAGCAAUUGUGAAGUACCCUGAACUAAUGAGGCCUCUAUUUGUGCACAAUAACACACAAGUUCUGACUGCUGAGACCAUGAAGGCCAUGUUCAAAAUCACCCACUUUUCACCUAAGGGCUCAAAUGAUCUUGCUAAAGAAGAGGCUACUUACAUGCUGUUUGUAGAUUUUCUGUACGAUUGUGAAUGUGUUGAAGGUGACUCGGAGGAUUCUGUCAGUCUUAAGACCAUUCUUUCUUUUACUACUGGUUCAGAGUCUGUUCCACCGAUGGGAUUUGAUAACUCUUUGGGUCUGAGAUUUAACGAUACCAAUGUGUUUCCCACGUCGUCCACUUGUGCGUUGGAGCUAACCCUGCCCUCCAAGUAUUAUAACAAUCCAGAGGAGUUUAAAAAGAAAAUGGUAUAUGGUAUGAAAAACCAUGGAGGAUUUGGUUGCCUAUAAGCACUGCAAUAAAAUGAACAUAUACUCUUUUUGUGUUUGACAAAACCUAUUAACCCUAUAUCACUUUCAUACUUUAUCAUGAUUCUUUCGAACAUAAUUAUACUCUUUUUGUGUUCUAUUCACCCU
Molecule: messenger RNA, 1772 nt
Organism: Halichondria panicea
Lineage: Eukaryota; Metazoa; Porifera; Demospongiae; Suberitida; Halichondriidae
Exons: 7
Coding region: 759-1646 (295 amino acids)
Molecular function (GO): ubiquitin-protein transferase activity
Source: RefSeq, a predicted model, not a curated record